Molecule: messenger RNA, 1143 nt
Organism: Glycine soja
Lineage: Eukaryota; Viridiplantae; Streptophyta; Magnoliopsida; Fabales; Fabaceae
Product: protein MAIN-LIKE 2-like
Exons: 3
Coding region: 1-1143 (380 amino acids)
Biological process (GO): meristem development; meristem maintenance
Source: RefSeq, a predicted model, not a curated record
AUGGUUAGGACCAGAGGAUUAGGUCGUGCCUUAGGUCAGGUCACUCGCAGAGGUGUGGGCAGAGGAGAUCAUGAUGAUUCCGGUGAUGCUCCACAGCGUCGACGACCUACUGCAUCCGCACGGAGGCAGCGAGUCGUUGUGACUGCGGAUCACGUCGAUGAGUCAGUCAUUCCUGACCCAGACGUUCAGGAUGACCCGAUGGAGGCACCAGCUACUGUGGAGGACAUUCCUGCGGGCGCAGGCGCAGAGGCGGCUGAGGAUCAGCCUCAGCGUAUGCGGAUCACGUUGCUUGCAGCGUAUAGACGGGAGAGGUAUUUAUACUAUUUAUUUUUAGAGCGUCCUGAAUUGAGGUUAUCCUCGCAUGGGAGGAAGGUCCAUAGUUUAGGCAGGCCUAUCCCUGCCAUUGAGGGACUUAUCGCUGGUACAGGACUAAGUCCUCUGAUCGCGUGUUCGGUAGACACCGGCGAUCGGGGACUUUUGUCCGCGUUUGUGGAGCGGUGGCACCGGGAGACGUCUAGUUUCCAUCUCCCGGUGGGUGAGCUCACCAUCACAUUGGACGACGUCUCCUCUCUUCUCCAUCUUCCCGUUAUAGGCAAUUUUCACGCAUUUGAGCCCUUGCACGUGGAUGAUGCAGUUCAGAUGCUGGUGGACUUGUUGAUGGUGUCUCCAGAGUCUGCUAGGGCUAAGAUAGUCCAGUGUCGCGGACCGUACGUACGCCUGCAAUGGGUACGUGAAGUAUAUCAGCGCCGAUGCCAGACAGUUCAUUGGACAGCUGCGGCUCGUGCAUAUCUUCUUCACCUGUUGGGUUGCACUCUGUUUGCUAACAAGAGUGCAACCAAUGCCCAUGUUGUCUACUUGGAGGCCCUUCGUGACCUCAGUAUGACAGAGAGGUACGCUUGGGGAGUGGCUGCUUUGGUUCAUAUGUACGACCAGCUGAACGAUGCAUCCAUGAGCCACAGUCGACAGCUUGGCGGUUACAUCACACUGCUGCAGUGCUGGAUUUACGAGCACUUUCCCUCAGUUGCGGAGUCCACCGCUGAUCAGGACUACGACGAGGCUUCUCCGCGUGCAUGCAGGUGGAUUGUGACAAAGAAGACCGUGAAGAGCAUUCGCACGCCGUCGUAUAGGGAGCGCCUGGACUGA